GGGCGAGGACAGCAUGGGGCGGAGCCUGGGGAGACCUGCGGGGCGGCAUGGGCCACCGCACUCUGGCCUCCGCCCCCGCCCUGUGGUCCUCCAUCCCCUGUCCUCGCUCUGAGCUGCGCCUGGACCUGGUUCUGCCUUCCGGACAGUCCUUCCGAUGGAGCGAGCGGAGCCCCGCGCACUGGAGCGGGGUGCUGGCCGGCCAGGUGUGGACGCUGACGCAGACCGAGGAGCAGCUGCUCUGCACCGUGUACCGGCCGGACUCGGGCCCGGCGGGCAGGCCCACGCCGGAGGAGCUGAAGACCGUGCGCCAGUACUUCCAGCUUGACGUCAGCCUGGCCCAGCUCUACCGCCACUGGGGUUCCGUGGACCCCCACUUCCAGAAGGUGGCGCAGAAAUUCCCAGGCGUGCGCCUCCUGCGGCAGGACCCCGUGGAGUGCCUUUUCUCCUUCAUCUGCUCCUCCAACAACAACAUCGCCCGCAUCACCGGCAUGGUGGAGCGGCUCUGCCAGGCCUUCGGGCCACGGCUCAUGCAGCUGGACGACGUCACCUACCACGGCUUCCCCAGCCUGCAGGCCCUGGCCGGGCCGGCCGUGGAGGCGCAGCUCCGGCAGCUGGGCCUGGGGUACCGCGCCCGCUACGUGAGCGCCAGCGCCCGGGCCAUCCUGCAGGACCAGGGCGGUCUGCCCUGGCUACAGCAGCUGUGCGAGGCGCCCUACGAGGAGGCCCACCGGGCCCUGUGCACCCUGCCCGGGGUGGGCACCAAGGUCGCCGACUGCAUCUGCCUGAUGGCCCUGGACAAGCCCCAGGCUGUGCCCGUGGACGUCCACGUGUGGCAGAUCGCCCAGCGGGACUAUGGGUGGCGCCCCAGCAUCAGCCAGGCCCAGGGGCUCAGCCCGCACGCCAGCAGGGAGCUAGGCGACUUUUUCCGGAGCCUGUGGGGACCUUACGCUGGUUGGGCUCAAGCGGUGCUGUUCAGCGCUGCCCUGCGCCAGCCCCGGCCCACUCGGAAGCCCCCGGCCAAGCGGAGGAGGAGAGCUGCAGAACCGGAGGGGUGACGCCCCCCACCCGGGGGCCACGACGCAUCCAAUCAAGCAGCUGGGCACCGGGACACG
This is a messenger RNA of Sorex fumeus (smoky shrew), 1112 nucleotides long. RefSeq names its product 8-oxoguanine DNA glycosylase (gene OGG1). Bases 48 to 1055 code for a protein of 335 amino acids. The transcript is spliced from 7 exons. Gene Ontology annotation, molecular function: damaged DNA binding; 8-oxo-7,8-dihydroguanine DNA N-glycosylase activity. Gene Ontology annotation, cellular component: nucleus. Gene Ontology annotation, biological process: base-excision repair, AP site formation; nucleotide-excision repair; base-excision repair. NCBI's taxonomy places the organism in Eukaryota, Metazoa, Chordata, Mammalia, Eulipotyphla, Soricidae. The record is from RefSeq and is a predicted model, not a curated record.